Molecule: messenger RNA, 702 nt
Organism: Trichogramma pretiosum
Lineage: Eukaryota; Metazoa; Arthropoda; Insecta; Hymenoptera; Trichogrammatidae
Exons: 4
Coding region: 45-506 (153 amino acids)
Biological process (GO): sensory perception of smell
Cellular component (GO): membrane
Molecular function (GO): olfactory receptor activity; odorant binding
Source: RefSeq, a predicted model, not a curated record
UGACCAAGUCAGUAUGUUUAUCUUGUGCUGUUUGCCAGUGUUCAAUGAAAAUGAUAUUUUGUAGAAUGCGUCGGCCUCAAUUACAGAAUCUGUUGGAAAAAAUGGAAGAAUUCAUUAAUCAAGUCAAUCAUUUUGAGACUAAAAUCUUACAAAAAUAUGUUGAAAAGUGUUCAAUUCUACACAUUGGAACCACUGUUUGGGUAUAUUUUACAUCCAUCUCUUUCAUCAUUGGACCAUUGUUUUUGCCACAGACAUUUCCAACCGAUGCUAUAUAUCCAUUUUCAACUGAAGAAGUUAUCAUGAAAAUUUUUAUUUAUAUGCAUCAAUCUCUUGUUGCUCUUCAAACAUCUGCGGCGGUUUUGCUUGACUGUUUAGUUGCAUUUUUUUUAUGGUUUACAACUGCCAGAUUUGAAAUGUUAGCUAAUUCUAUGGAUGAUUUUAAUAGUGUUAGUGAGCUCAGACGUAAUUUAAUAACUUAUAGGAAACUUUUAGGGACCAACAAAUAGCUGUAAAAAUACAAUAUGUAGUGACUGCUAUUUCAGCAUCAGUAGGUCUUUUUAUUUGUUCUUGGGCAGCUGAUACACUAUUACAAAAAGAAUUCAAUGUGGGCAUAAUGGCUUUCCACUCUAAAUGGACAGAAAAAGAACAAAAAUUUAAAAAUUAUAUUUUGCAUGUAAUAGCACAAUCUCAACAUCCUGUUAC